AAGUUAAAUGCGCCAAAACUGGCAUUUCCGUAAAAUAUUCCCAAAAAGGGAAGUGUGUUCCCCUAUUGUAACAGAUAUCGUUACUUAGACUCAACUGAAGAAGAUAUACUAUCGAUGACAGGCGAUCAAAAGCCCGCUCAGAAGGUUCGGCUGGAUGGAUACCCGAGCAGUACAGUAGUUGCUAGCUGAUUUCAAAGCGUUAGAGGCGCAGUUUUAGUUUUUUAUGAAUGUUAGAAUUGAUGUGGAAAGUGUGUGUUGGACUUUAAUGAAAACGGAGCAGUGCGAGAAUCGCUCAACAAGAUAAGCACCGUUUUUUUGUCCCGAUCCUGGUAUCGGAAAAAUUGCAACGCCUUCGCGUUUUUGGCUUGCUUGCAUUGCAGUUUCGGUUCUCCUCGCUUAUAACGGUUCUUUUUCGCCGCCUCCUUCACACACAACGCAAAGAAAAGAAAGGAAAGGAGACUGCAUUUGAUCGAACACACGAAAAAUAGACGUGUGUGCGUGUGUGUGUGUGUGUGUGUGUGUGUAUGCUGCUUGGGAAGUGAAACGAAUCGAAAAAGAAUCGAAAAUACGGUAUUUUUACACUGGUGGGCGUAAAAAGUGAAAGUGAAAUAUGACUUAUUAUUAAAAUCCUGAAAUUAAAUAAAGUGUCAACAAGUAAAACACCAAAAUAUAGUAAAAAAAAAAUAACAAAAAGAAAAAAAAAGUCACAACAAAAUCCUAACUAAUAAAAAUACAAAAUUAUAACAAUUAAAAAAAAACAAAAAAACAAAAAAUCAAAAAAAGUUUUCGAACUCGAAAAAUUAACUAAAAAAAAUUAACUAUAAUUUUACCAUAAAUUAAACCUAGUCUUAAGCAACUGAGGUAGCUAUACGUGCUGAGAAAUUUGUUAUACUCAAAACUCAAGACACGAAGUGACGGAGCCAAGUUCAACAAAUCGUGGGCUAUGUACGCCACCCGAGUAGCUGGCGACAUGAAGAUCUUUGCCGCAGAUGUUGCCGAGAGCAGCGCGACUGAAACAUGCAGCACUCCCGUGCAGCAGCAACAGCAGCUGCAGCAACUCGAGUUCCGGUCGCGGAAUUCCGCCGGAUCGCCGGCUCCCAAGCCGGGGCAGUGCCAUCUGAAGUUCGGAAAGUACAACAACAAGGCGGCGAAUCAAGCGAGCAGUUGCCACAGCAGCAACACCGAGAGCAACAAAGGACAACAGCAGCAACAACUGCAGUACUGCAGCAACAGUAACUCGUGGGCUCGCAAAAAAUACUUUGGCAGCAGCAACGGCAGCAGCAACGGCAGCAGUCUUCAGCAACAGCAGCUGCAAUCCACGUAUUUCCAGCGACAGCAGCAGCAGCAGCAGCAGCAACAAGAACAGCAAACGCUGAACAACAACAACGUGCUGAUGAAGAAUCAAAAUCUCGUCCAGCCACAAUUGACCGAUUGCCAGCCCAGCGAAAGCAACAGCAACAGCAAUAGCAGCAGCAACGGCAACAGCAGCAACAGAAUGGCGGCAAAGCCAGCCAAAUGGCUCAACGACAACAGCAGCAGCAACAUUAACAACAAUAUCAUCGGCUGCAGAAAUACCACCAAUAACAUUGGUAGUAAAAAGCGCAACCCAUCGGCAGAUGCCACUGCUGCCUACUAUCGCAAGUGCCCAGAGUCCCUGAGUCCAGAAACUGCAGCUGAGUCGACGGGAAAAGAGGCAGCAGUAGCAGGACCUGGCCAGACCAGCCCCUCAGCUGCAGGCUCAAGCACGGAAAGUGGCACGGAAACAUCCGCGGCCAAGAACCAGGAUCAGGGACAUGCCCAGGAGCCGGACAAGCAGCGACCCCGACAGCAACCCCUUAGUUUCUGGAAAACCAACUACCCGCAGCCAGCAGCCAGCCAGCAAAAGAAUGUUGUCAAAUUCCAGAAGGAGACGGUCGCGGCAGUUGUAUCAGCGGCUGCUGUGGCGGCAGCUGCAUCCGAGCACGAACAGCAACACCAACAGCAACAUCAGUCUCUGUCCUUCGACAACAGGCGAAACUCGGGCUACCAGCAACAUCAGCAGCACAACUACUAUCAAUAUUACUAUACACAGCCCAAGCAGUUGACCAUCGCCUCGUUCCUGCAGAAGGAACUUUUGCCAGGGAGCAGCGAAAAGACCAGCCAGCACAGCAGCAGCAACAGCAGCAACAACAACGGCAACAGCAGCAACAACAACAACGGCAACAACAGCAGCAGCAACAACAGCAGCAGCAACAACGGCAACAGCAACAGCAAUCACAGCAACAGCAGCUUUUCACGGCAGCAAUACGGUCAUCAGUCUGUGGGGGCUGGCAGCUACCAGCAGCAACAGCAGCGCUACCGCAAUGCUCAGAACGUCUAUCAGCACUACCAGCACCAGCAGCACCAGCAGCACCAGCAGCAACAUCAGCAACAUCAGCCGCAGCAGCAACAUCCUCCGCAUCAGCAUGGGAUCGGCAACUCGCACUUCCGCCGGAAGCACAGCGACAACAAUAACAGCAGCAGCGGCAUCAACAAGAAGAUGCACUACAGUCCAUCGGUCAAAAACGGGGAUCCCGCCGGGUCCGCUUCUGGCCAUCAACAGCAUCAUAAUCCACAUCAGCAGCAGAAGACAAUCGAAAUUCUGGCCAGCAGCAACUUCAACGCAGCGCAUCGCCGCAUGCAAGGCGGAGGCGGUAAGAACGGAUACUACCACAACAACUAUCACCCGCUGGCGGGCGAGGGCGGCUCCACGCCCACGCGCUCCGAGCACCAGAAUAUCUACAACCUCACCUACAUCCAUGUCGACAUGGAGCCAUCCAGUGAGACGGUUGCAUCGACGGCGGGAACGACACCGGUGGUCAAGCCCUCGUUGCUCAAUAAGCCGAGUAUUUCGAUAACGCCGGUCUCCUCCGUCUCUUCCGUCUCAGUAUCAACCCCAACCCCAACUAAUGUAGAAAGGGGGAUGGGGGGAUGCCUCACGGUGUCCAACUCCGUUCUGCCAUCAGCGACAGCCCACGUCCGAAACAUGUUCGCACCGCCGCCGCUCGCGAUGAUUGGAGGGCACAACCUGCUCUCCCCGGUGACUGGCGCCACCAUCACCACCACCACCACGCCCACCAAGAUGAUCAGCUGCGCCCAGCUGGACGAGGCCAUAACGGCAGCGGCAGCCAGCGGAGGAGACCCCUCAACCAGCAGUCCCAGCUUCAACCAGGCGGUGCCCUUUAUUAUUCCCUCCCAGCAGCAGCAGCAGCAGCAGCAGCAACCGCACCUAAUCCCGAACUGCAGCACUUCGCAGACGCAGCCGCAGCCGCUGCCGCCUCCGCCGCAGGUGUUCUUUCAUUUUGGCGACGGGUUCUGCAACCCGGGGCAGGGCCACCAAGCGCCUCCGGCUCCCGUGUGGGCACAUUCCAGGUCGCCUUGCUACCAGUCCUCGUACGGAUCCAGCUGCAGCCUCAACGGGAUCGGCAAUGGGAACUCGCCGCACUCCAAGGAUGGCAAUGCGGUUGGACUGCGGCCCGGCUCGCCCGCCCUUUCCACCUCAUCGCUGGGCAGCGAAUCCCAUUGGAGCGGCACAAGCAAUCGCAGUCGCUUGGGCCAUGGAGGCCACCUCUCCAUUUCACCCACUCCAAGUGCUCUAGGAUCUGCACAGUUGUCUCCCCAUCUGCACCAGCCACACCAGCAACUCCAGCAACACCCUCCACCGCUCGUAACCCAUCACCCACAUGGGCAGCUAAACGGACACGCAAUGACCCCCUUUAUCCCGCAUCGUCCCCAUCCGCCUCCGCCAGUUUCGUCGCCGAAUCCCACGGCCGGAGCCACAGCAGGAGGACCCUGGUACGAGCUGGUCCUGCCCCCCGAUCGCUACUUGGCCCAAGCUCGGAACACGGAAGUCGCCGUCCAGCCUGAGAAGCUCAUCUGCAUGUGCAAGUACGACAACCUGUCUGCUGACAUCUGGAAGAGGUUCCGGGGCGCCCAGCAGACGCAGCAGAAGUUCAAGCUCAAGAUGCGGCUCUGGCGGUACCUGUUCCUUUGGAUGAAUCAACCGAUGUUCGAGAGGUACCGCAUCUGCUUAGUUGGGUCGACCAUCACUGGCUUCGGGACGGACUCCUCCGACAUCGACAUGUGCCUGCUUCCCGAGCGGGGGGUGCCUCCUCAUCCUCAUCCCCACCAGCAUCAGUACCACCAGCACCAGCACCAGCACCACCACUACCACAACGAGAAGCGGACCGAGGCCCUGAUCAUUCUCACCCUGUUCAACGCGGUGUUGAAGGACACAGAGGUUUUCCAGGACUUUAAUCUGAUCGAGGCGAGGGUGCCGAUCCUGCGCUUUAAAGACAUUACCAAUGGGAUUGAAGUCGAUCUCAACUUUAACAACUGCGUGGGUAUUAAAAAUACCUAUCUGCUGCAGCUUUACGCCCAACUGGAUUGGCGGACACGACCGUUGGUGGUGAUUGUGAAGCUCUGGGCGCAGUACCACGACAUCAACGACGCCAAACGCAUGACCAUCUCGAGCUACUCGCUGGUCCUAAUGGUGCUGCACUACCUGCAGCACGCCUGUGUGCCGCACGUCCUGCCCUGCCUGCACACCCUCUACCCGGAGAAGUUCCAGCUGGGGCAGCAGGACUGCCUCGACCUGGAUCUCAUCGAGCCGAUCGAGCCCUACCAGGCGCUGAACAGCCAGACGCUCGGCGAGCACCUGCUCGGCUUCUUCAAGUACUACAGCAGCUUUGACUUCCGGAACCUGGCCAUCUCCAUACGCACUGGCGGCGUCCUGCCGGUCUCCACAUGCCGCAUGGCCAAGAGCCCCAAGAACGACGUGUACCAGUGGAAGGAGCUGAACAUCGAGGAGCCCUUCGAUCUGUCCAACACGGCGCGCUCCGUCUACGACUAUGCCACCUUUGAGCGUGUAAAGGCCGUUUUCCUGGCCUCGGCGCGUCGCCUCGAUCACACGCUCGACUUGGCCACCGUCUUUCGGCCCAUCCACCAUGUGCAGGCUCAGGCACAGGCACAGGCACAGGAGGGCUUUCCCCAACAGCAGUUCGCCGACCACCAGCUGCACUAUCCCAAUCCCAGCCAGCCGCGGACUGCGGGUGGAGGUGCCGCUCCAGGCUCCAGCAAACUGAGCCCAGAUGCGGCCACCACCUUUGCCGAACCGACUGCAGCGCACGUCGUCUAGUUGGAACAGAAACAGAUCUGAAAGGUUAUUUCCAAAACAUGAAGAUAAAACUAGUUAAUAUGUCCCUGCAAUGUUAGAUCAGAGCAAGAAACCUUGUAAAUUGAAAUUCAAAUUCGAAAAAUCGGAAAUUACGAACGAUUUGUGUGAGAACAACGCGAAUGGAAUAGAAUUUCAAUACAUUUUCAUGCACCCCUAUCUUGUUAAAUGUUAUUAUAUUCAUUUAUUUAUACUUUUAUAAACUCAAAUUGUUUUAUCGGAUUCCAUCACUUAUUGUAAACAUUCACGGAGGUCUGCGAUGUUCGUCCCUCCUGUGGUGUGUAUGUAUCUCUUUGAAAAAUAAAAUGUCACCCGAAAACGUAAACCCAAGUUCUGUAAAAAAUAAA
Molecule: messenger RNA, 5538 nt
Organism: Drosophila gunungcola (fruit fly)
Lineage: Eukaryota; Metazoa; Arthropoda; Insecta; Diptera; Drosophilidae
Product: poly(A) RNA polymerase gld-2 homolog B
Cellular component (GO): cytosol
Molecular function (GO): poly(A) RNA polymerase activity
Source: RefSeq, a predicted model, not a curated record